GGAGCUCGCGCGCGGUCACGUGGGCCAGAUCGGACCAAUGAGCGCGAGGCUCGCGUGUUUUUGCUCGGCUUUUCUUAGCGACGACCAGCGAUGUUUUCAAACCGAGUAGCCGUGAGCUCGAGACAAACGUCACACUGUCGAAGGUUAAAUGACCGUUUUUUAUUCAGCAAAACGGCUUCUUAUCAACAUAAAAAAAAUUGUUUGGGUUUUCUUUUUGCUGUGCUGACCUGAACGUGGACCUUGAACGUGAAAAGGAUGUGUGCUCUCUCAGUGCUGCUGAGUGUCAGACGGAAAAGCGCAGUGACAGAGCAGAGGGGCAGCAGGCUCGCUGUGUCUGGGAGGGAAUGAGGAAAGGAGCGCUGCUGUUAGCUAGCCGAGCUGUGAGGCCCAUGAUGAACCCCGUGAGCCGUAGCAGCCACAGCUAGUCAGAAGCUGCACCAUGGCCAAGCCGGGGACCGACAGAGAUGGAGCCAUGGUGGAAAAGACGACUGGGAAGAAGAGUAAAGAUAAGAUCUCCCCAUUUACCAAAACUCCAAAGUUGGAUCGAAGUGAGAUUAUGGGGAAGCCGAAGUCUUCCAUGAAGCGCAAGCUCUCCUUCAGUGUCAGCCCGCCCCGUAACGAGGAACAGGACUCGGACACAGAUGACUCUGACCCCGGCCAGUCAAGCGAUAUGUGGGGAGAGAGAUUACUUCCUCCCUGCAGGAUAUACGCAGAAAAAGAUGGUCCUGAUAAAAAGAGGGUAAAAAAGGAGUCUGGGAGCAAGAAGUCCACCCCUGUGAAUAUUUUGUUCGGUUACCCACUGUCUGAGCGUAAGCAGAUGGCCCUGCUGAUGCAGAUGACGGCAAGAGACAACAGUCCAGACACCACACCAAGCCACCCCUCCCAAGCUCCAGCAGUGCAGAAGAAGACGCCAAAUAGCUCCACUUCACGUCAGAAAGACAAGGUGAACAAGAGGAAUGAGCGUGGAGAAACACCGCUGCACAUGGCUGCUAUCAGAGGGGAUGUCAAACAAGUCAAGGAGCUAAUUGGAUUAGGGGCUGAUGUAAACGUGAAAGAUUUCGCAGGUUGGACACCUCUACAUGAAGCCUGCAACCUUGGCUACUACGAUGUAGCAAAGGUUCUUAUUGGUGCAGGAGCUGAGGUGAACACACAGGGACUGGAUGAUGAUACCCCUCUUCAUGAUGCCUCCAGUAGUGGACAUAAAGAUAUUGUGAAGUUGCUCUUGCAGCAUGGAGGGAAUGCCUUCCAGGCAAACAAGAGAGGCGAGCGGCCAGUAGACGUUGCUGAUUCUCAGGAGGUUGAGCAGCUACUGAAGGGGGAGAUCCCAUUGUCUGACCCAGAUGACAGCUGUUCAGACUCUGAGGACCCUCCAUCAGUAAACCCUUCCAGUGUAGAUGAAAAUCUAGAGUACUCCGACACUGAGAAGGACUCCGAUGGCAAAUCGAAUGCAGCAAAGGGUACAUCUUCAGUGUCUGGUGUAGAUGAGUACGAGUUCAAGGAUGAGGAAGAGGAGGAAGACCUGAGCAAGGCCCUGAAUGACCGGCACAUCCUGAGACGAGAAGCACGUCAGAAAGAGAAGGAGGAAAAGGAGCAAAACCAUUACACGUCCAAACAGUCCAACAAGAUUGAUCAGACGGUGUCAUCCUGCAAAUUAAAAAAGCCAAAAUCAUCCCGAGUCCUCUACUGCAGUUCAGAUAGUUCAGAUGGUGAAAUGGAUGCGCCGUCAGAACGAAAGUGUUCACCAACCAGGUCGCUCUGCAACGACACUCACAAAACGGAGAGCAGGACAAGAAGAGAAAGCUUAACCCUAAUCCCAGCAGAAAAAGGCAAGGCAAACAAGAAGAAGAACAAGAGCCAAAGCAAGAACAAGGAAAAUCAAGAGGUUCAAGAGGACGGAAAAGAAAACAGCAAGUCUCUUUUGUUUUCCACAGCGACAGUGUCCGACAACUCUGAUAAAAGUGUUCGGGAGGAAGACUCUUUCAAAAUGUCCUUCAGCCCAAAGGACGAUUCAUCAGUGCACCUCUUUCACUUGUCGGCUGUGAAAUCCCCAAAGCUCGGUUAUAGCCAAACUGACAAGCAGAUGACGCCACUAAAGCAGGAAAAUGCUAAGACUUUUGUCUCCAUUGGAGAUGGAUCCUGCCCUAUGGAUGGUGUCAAGUACAACCACUACACAGAUUCUGACUACACAGAAGGUUCCAGCAGUAAAAGCUGUAAGCACAAGGACAAAAGCAAACAUCACAGCUUGGAUGGAGAUGACCGAAGCUCCAGUCCUUUUAAAGAUGCCAGUUUAAGCAAUAGUAUGGAUGGCUCUGAAGGAGCUUUCAGGAAGGCUGACAAAGAUGGUAAGAUUGUCAAGAAGCAUAAGCUAAAACACAAGGAGAAGGACAAGUACAGGAAAGACUACGAGUCCGAGAGAAAUCGGCACCGCCAGAAAGAACUACGGAAAGAUGGACAUAGGAACAUGGAGUUCGACCGAGAGUUUUGGAAAGAGAAUUUUUUCAAAAGCGACGAGACUGAAGAACUUAAAGGGAAAUGUGAGACACCAGACAGUUGUUCUCCUCAGAAAUCCCUCGACUCGUCACCAAUCAAAGAAGAAAAGGUCACGUUAAAAGACAAGCAUUCAGUCUGCAACAGCACUAAAGAAAGAAAACAAAAAGAUGAGCGAGAGAAAGACAAACUCAUAAAAAAAGAGAAGAAAGAGGUGGCAUAUAAAGAUGAAAGAGGAGGGAAGGAGGGGAAAGGAGCUGAAAAUGAUGACCGGUCAGAAACUCUUAACUUGUUACGAAAGUCUGAAGACUCUCUUCCAAGUCCUUGUGUAAAAGAGGAGGUAGAAGACAAACCUCUUACUGGAAACUUGGUUGAUCAUAAUCAGCUGGAGACUACAGAGAAGAGCUCUCGAGAGAAAAAUGAUAAACGGCUACCCACAAAGGACAGAGAAUCUGAAAAAUGUGAGAAAAAGCAAGCCGAGAAAGAAAAGAAAAUCAAAUCGGAACAUGUAUUGGAUAAAUCGGACCUUCACAACUCUACAGAUCGCUGGAAAGAGAGGGACAGAUUAACGACCACGUCUAAUUUGUCUGGUGAGAAGAGUCACAAGGAAAGUGAAAAACUUAAACCCGUGUCCGUUACAAAAAAGCAUGAAGAAAACAAAAAGGGUAAGGACAAGCUUGACAGAAGAAGUGAGAAAGAACGACAAGAGAGAGAGCAUUCCUCAAGUGAUCACCGGGACAAGGAUAAAAUGAGUUCUGAAAAGAAAGGCAAGGCUCCUGAGAAGAACGCUGAUCACGGCAAAGUUGAUCGAAUUAAAGAAAAGGAAAGAGAAAAAGACAAAGACUCUGACAAGAAGAAAAAAGAAAAAUCAAAAGAAGCCACUCUGGCCUCUUCAAGUUCGAAUCUCAAAUUUCUUUUGGAAGAGAAAAAGGGGUACAUGUCCGAGAGCAAUAAAACAGUCAUCUCAAAAUUAAAAGAAGAGGUUAUGAAAACCCCCGAGAGAGACCGGGACAGACGGGAGAGGGAUCGAGAUUUUGAAAGGCAUCGGGACCGGGACCGAGAGCGGCACAAGGAAAAGGACAAGGAUAAAGAGAGGUCACAGCAGAAUAGGGAUAACAAACUCGUUAAAGCCAGACCUAUUGAAUCGGAGUCAGACAGGUCUAAAUCCAAAGCCUCCCCAGCACAAAAGGAAACCCGUCCCAAAGAGAAAAGAUUGGUUAAUGAUGACCUCAUGCAGACCAGCUUUGAGCGAAUGCUUAGCCUGAAGGACCAGGAGAUUGAGCAGUGGCACAAGAAACACUUGGAAAAGAUCAAACAAAAAGAAAGGGAAAGGCUGAAACAACGGCCAGGAGCUGACUCUGGGAAGCAGAAAAACAAAGAUAAAGCAAAAAUUUCCACUUCAAGUGAACCGUGUGCAAACAAAGAACUCUUGCGCUCCAAGAGCUCAGAAAUCCCAGAGGCUUCCAGUCGUGAGAAGAGCUUAAAGGAUGCAACCAGCGGAAGGACACUUUCGCUAGAUGCGAAGAACCUGUCCUGUUUUGGAAAGACUGGUCCAGUCAUAGAAAACAGCCUUAGUCGAUCUCCAAGGCCUGACAGUGAACGAUCUGGUAUCAUGUCGAGAUCAGUGUCCAUGAUCUCGGUAGCCAGUUCAGAGGAUUCCUGCCAGGCUAGCAUGCUAACACCCAGACCCACCGAGUACGACUCUGACCUCAAUUUGGAAGCAUCCGACUCCCAGCCACCUUUCCUCCAGUCUUCCCUCGUAGUUCAGUCCUCCAGAUCACCACUUGUUAACGAUAAAGAUACCAACAGUCUUCCUGACCUAGCUCCUGGCAGUCGAACACCGCUGUCCAGCAGACUCGCAUCCCCAUACUUAAGAGCUGUCCUGGAUGAGGAUGCUAAAGCUGGUCCAUGUGAACCAGACAGACUGACUGAAGACUCUCAAAAAGCUGGUGAUGUAACAUGCUCCAGCGAGGAGCCUGGUAAGUUACACCAGACUGAAGCUAGUGGAGCAGUCACACAGGAAUGUCUUGGUAGUCACAACUCGGUGUCGGCACCUCUCCCUUGUGCUAUACCUGAAGCUGAACAUUCUGUUGGUGUUGAGGAUGCGUGUGGCAGUUCAAGCAGCCAGUCUGCAUGCGUGUCCAGCUCUCGAGAUACUUCAAUAAAGGAUCUCUCAGGUCAACAAACUAGCCUUUCACAAGCCAGCAGUUUGUUGCCAAGUACAGUCGAGGUCAGCAAGCUAAACACUGGAAAUUUACCAGAGCAAAGUGGACAAAAUCAACCUGACAGCUCUGACACAGAAAUGACAGACUGCUCAAACAAAAAUUCCUCAUUAGCACCUGCGUCCCAGGUUGCAUCAGCUGCGUCCUUGCAGCCAGAGCAAAGCUUCACCACCAAAACGGCUACGCAGUCAAUUAACCUGAAGUGGGAUUCUGUCUCGGAACCCAAUAAUGACCACCCGUUAAGGACAGACGUCGAUUUAAGACCAGAGCAAAGAGCAAGAAGUCUGUCCAUGGAUUCUGAAAACAUAAUGGAGGACAGAAGUAUGGAGCCGGUUUCUGGUGGGAGCAGAAUGGAUUGGACAAGUAGCCAAGCGCCGUCGAUUAACUCUUACAGGACCAGUUCUGAGGAGUCGACGAAAACACUGCCAUGUGCAACCAGUGUGGUCAGAGAUUCUCAGCAGGUUCCGGAAAAGACUUCACUAGAUGACUCUAAGAUAAGUCUCUCCAACGAGAACACAGGUGAUGCACAGCUGGAGAAGAAUGAACAUAGUUUGCCUGUCCCUGCAGUUUCAAAUGUCCCUCACUGUGCCAGUCCUGAACAGACCCCUGAAGAGCCAAUGGAAGUAGUGGGGGAAGAGCCAGACAAUAGCCAGGCUGUUGCGGAGACUCAAGUAGAGAAAGCAGUGGCGACAGAGGAUGCGACUCAAACUCCGCCUAUCCCAGAUGUUGACGUAGAGAUGCCAGACCAGCUUACUGUUGACGAGAAACCAGCAAAACCAGGUACUCCGUCAGACGGAGAUCAGAAUCUGGGCUGCACUGGGGUUCAACUUGAUUCGCAAUCGGAACUAACCAGUGGAGCAACAUCUGGAAGCUCUUCUCCACUGUCGGUGGCCGACAGAGAUGGGGAUCCAGCUGGAGCCAGGACAAAAGCAAAGCCUCUGGAUGAGGAGGUCGACAUCCAGGUCACUCAUCCAAGAAAACGAAAGAUGCCCAGGGUUUCUCCUUCAACCCAAGCCAGCCUUUCAGUCCAGCAGAUUAAGGAAAAGACCCAGCAGUCUUUAGCAGCAAUCGUGGACUCCCUAAAGCUUGAGGAAAUUCAGCCGUACCAGACAGAAAGGGCUAAUCCGUAUUACGAGUUCCUGCACAUCCGCAAAAAGAUUGAGGAGAAGAGGAAGGUGUUGUGUAGCGUCAUUCCUCAAGCACCACAAUACUAUGAUGAGUACGUUACAUUCAAUGGGUCCUACUUGCUUGAUGGGAAUCCUCUGAGCAAGCUCUGUAUUCCAACGAUAACGCCACCACCCUCACUACCUGAACCACUAAAAGAGAUGUUUAAGCAGCAGGAGGUUGUGCGCAUGAAACUGCGCUUGCAGCACAGCAUCGAAAGGGAGAAGUUGAUCGUGUCCAACGAGCAAGAAGUCCUGCGUGUACAUUAUCGUGCUGCGAGAACGUUAGCCAAUCAGACACUACCGUUCAGUGCUUGCACUGUGUUGUUGGACGCAGAAGUAUACAACAUGCCCCAGGAUGUACAGGGAGAUGACGGGAAAACCUCAGUGAGGGAUCGGUUUAAUGCAAGACAGUUCAUGUCUUGGCUUCAGGAUGUGGAUGACAAAUUUGACAAGUUAAAGACGUGUCUCCUGAUGAGGCAGCAGCACGAAGCAGCAGCUCUUAAUGCCGUUCAGCGAUUGGAGUGGCAGCUGAAGCUACAGGAGCUGGACCCUGCCACUUACAAAUCAACCAGCAUCUUCGAAAUCCCUGAGUUUCACAUCCCGCUUGUCGAGGUCAACGAUGACUUUGACCUCACCCCAAUAUAACAGCAGUGAGCCAGCGCUCGGGUCACAAAGAACUGACGAGGCUCAUCUCUCCAGGGCUCGAAGAACAGAGAAACACAAAGCACUUGUUUCGGGCAAGCUCUGUGUGUGUGUCACGUAGACUUGCACCAUAUGAUCAGACACUCCAGAGGGGGGAAAAAAAUUAAUAAUAACAGUGGACACACAAUUGAAUGAGGGUCCUCCACCAUCUCUGCGGAUUAAAAAGUCUGCAGUCUUUUUUUGUUUGUAAGUCAUUCUGGUUAGGAGUGUCUGCCAAAAGACUUAAACGCACAUGCUACAUUUUUCUGUACCGGGUCCAAGGCUCCGCAUUGCGUCCCUGAAGGUCCAAUUACUUUUCUCAGCAUCAGCUCUUGUUUGACUACACUUACCUUCCCCAGAUGCACUUCUUCUGUCAUAAGAGUCGGGUGCGAAAUCUCGGUUCUUACAGCUGCUGGCUUUAGGUCCAAACAGAAACGCACUUCAACUUAAAGUCCCUUUCGCAGAACCGUAUAGAACCACAGGCAAGCAGAGCUGCAUGGAGGAGAUUCAGCCAGCAGAGGGCGAUGUGAUCUCUCUCUCUCUGUGUGAUCAGAGGGAGAAGGUGCAAGAGGGAGAUGUUAGAAGAAGCAAACACUUUACCUGUCCUCUGGCGGAACAGAAAGGUGUCGUUCCAACUCAUUUCAAAAGUGAGUGUUCAUGAUGUAUAGAUUGUGCUCUUCAUUGUUUGUUUGGUUUUUUUUAACUUAUUUUAUACAUACUGAUUGUGCAUUUGUAAAUAUCCAUGUAAUUAUUAUUAUUAUUAUUAUUUUUAUCAUUUAUUAUUAUUAUUUUUAACUUGUAAAAAGAGAAAAUAACAUAAAAGGAAGUUAAUAGAUAUUUUGAUUGUAAACUUUUUGUCAAAUGUUUAAUGGACCAAAGUUUGUUUUUGGUUUUUUUUUUUUAUAUUGAGCGUCCUUUUUGUCGUUGUUGGCUUAACUCUUUAAGCAUGUGCUUUUGAAUUCUGUUUGUUUUUGUUCGUUACGUUUUCUUCUUCUUCUACUACUACUACUACUACGACUACACGUUUCCUCUUAGAUUCAUCACAGCAGGUGUUUUUGACUUGUGAUUUCUAUGCUGUGCAUGCGUUGCAGAUUUGUACUUCUUUUUCUGAAAGCUGUGCUGUGGUGAGGUUUAUGUAAGUGGUCCUGCUUUUUUCCCCGCCUUCGUCGUCUCUUAGUAGCACUCACUUCUUCUUCUUCCUCUGUGUUGCCCGUUGUGUCUUGCACACGUAAUGAGAGAGAAAAAAAAAGGAUCGAUGUCUUCUCAUUAGAAAAGGAAACUUACUUUUACAGUUUUAAUGUGAGAUCAUGACAAAACAAAACCUAUUUUUUACAACACGCCUUUUGAACGAUGGUUCUAAAAAUAUGUCUAUUUUAAUAUUUACUUGUUACAGGAUAAUGUACAUAAUUGUAAUAUAUACC
Messenger RNA from Neoarius graeffei (lesser salmon catfish), 7977 nucleotides. It is a transcript of the gene ankrd12, whose product is annotated as ankyrin repeat domain 12. Gene Ontology annotation, cellular component: nucleoplasm. Bases 440 to 6520 code for a protein of 2026 amino acids. Gene Ontology annotation, molecular function: protein binding. Lineage: Eukaryota; Metazoa; Chordata; Actinopteri; Siluriformes; Ariidae. The transcript has 14 exons. The record is from RefSeq and is a predicted model, not a curated record.